CCACAGACAGAGAAAGUCAGAUUAAUCUGCAUAAUUUCAGCAGCCAUAAGCCAUGAGACCACCUUCAUUUCUUUUGUUGUUUUUGCUCCUAACUGUCAUAGCUCCUGACGCCAUUCUAACAUCCAAACCAGCUUCUUGUAAGUCCGUCAACCUCGGAAACUACCGUGAGAUAGAGCUGGCUAGGGUUGUUGGCCCUGAAAGCAUUGCCUUUGACUGCCGUGGAAAUGGACCCUACGUUGGGGUUUCGGAUGGUACGAUCCUCAAAUGGCAAGGACCUCACCUGGGUUGGACGGAGUUCGCCUUCACCUCCCCAAACAGGGCAAGGAAACUAUGUGAUGGUUCAACCAACGUGACGAACGAACCAAUGUGUGGGAGGCCACUGGGAAUGAUGUUCCACCCUAAAACCUGUGAUCUCUACUUUGCAGAUGCCUACUUUGGGCUGAUGAAGACGGGGCCUAAUGGUGGUAAGGCGGAGGUUCUUGCCAAUUCUAUAGGAGGAGUCCCCUUCCUUUUUGUAAACUCUUUGGAUAUUGAUGAAGAAACAGGAAUCGUUUAUUUCACAGACACAAGCACUGUGUUCCAAAGAAGGGUAUGGGUUCAGUCGGUCCUAGCCGGUGACAAUACUGGUAGGCUACUACAAUACGACCCACGUACAAAGAAAGUGAAAGUAUUGCUCCACGGUCUGGGUUUUGCAAACGGCGUGGCUCUGAGCGGCGACAAGUCCUUUGUCCUCGUCGUCGAAUCCGCCGAGUUUAGAAUCCACAGGCUGUGGCUCCGAGGCCCCAAAGCUCAUGUGUUGGAACUUUUUACUCAGCUGCAGAGGCCUCCGGAUAACAUCAAGAGAACCAAAAAAGGAGAGUUUUGGGUUGGACUCAACAGUGGAAGAGGAGUUAAGGGAGUGCAGAACAAAGUGCAGAAUAUGAUAAAUAAUAAUGAAAGCUCGGGGGAGUUGUUGAAUGUGAAUGAUCCUGUGGGGGUGAAACUUGACAAACAAGGUAGGGUUUUGCAGGUUUUGGAUGGAGAGGGUGGUAAAGCUUUGCAGUCUGUUAGUGAGGUUGAAGAACACAAUGGGAUUUUGUGGAUUGGAUCAGUGGUGACUUCUUAUGUUGGUGUGAUCAAGAUUUAGAUCUUGGUUCAUUUCCUAAUUUGAUGUUAAAUUAUUUUUCGAUGUGUGAGUUUCUCUGUGUAUGUCAAGCAUGCAUUGAUUACAUUAGUUUGUGACGUUGUCGAGAUUACUUAUGGAGUGACUUAGAUAUUUGCAGGCAAUAAAAAGUGCUUUAUGGCUACAUUUGAAGAAAAAAAUUCAAGUGUUUCUGGUUA
Messenger RNA from Malus domestica (apple), 1320 nucleotides. Its product is annotated as protein STRICTOSIDINE SYNTHASE-LIKE 10-like. Gene Ontology annotation, molecular function: strictosidine synthase activity; hydrolase activity. NCBI's taxonomy places the organism in Eukaryota, Viridiplantae, Streptophyta, Magnoliopsida, Rosales, Rosaceae. Gene Ontology annotation, biological process: biosynthetic process. Gene Ontology annotation, cellular component: endomembrane system. The record is from RefSeq and is a predicted model, not a curated record.